Molecule: messenger RNA, 3042 nt
Organism: Arabidopsis lyrata subsp. lyrata
Lineage: Eukaryota; Viridiplantae; Streptophyta; Magnoliopsida; Brassicales; Brassicaceae
Exons: 13
Coding region: 95-2731 (878 amino acids)
Biological process (GO): regulation of chromosome condensation
Source: RefSeq, a predicted model, not a curated record
AUAUUUGUCGGUAUUCCCGAAAUACCCUUGUUUCGAUUUUCUCACCUAAAAAUCUUUGCCCCAAAAAUUGCAAAUUCAACGACUCCUCUCGGCGAUGAUGGAACGAACCUACGGCCGCCGUAAGCCGGGGAUUCCGAGGACCCUAUCCGACUCUCUUAACGACUCCGUUUCUCAGACUGAAUAUCUCUCUUCCUCUUCGUCGCCGGACAUCGAGCCCAUUGAUUACUCUCUCCUUCCUUUCUCCAGUCAAGAGUCUUCCUCUCUCUGGCAUUCUUCUUCCAGGUCAGAUUUCAGAGAGGAUUAUCCACAGAACGGAGGCGUUGUACGGAGGGCGAAAAGAGUCAGGAACGGUGCUGAGGCUGCUGCUUUUACUUCCACUUUGCUUGAGGCUCAGGAGUUUGGUGAGCUGAUGGAGCAUGAGGAUGAGGUUAACUUUGCGCUUGAUGGCUUGCGGAAAGGACAACAGCUCAGGAUCAGAAGAGCAAGCUUGUCCUCUCUAUUGUCGAUUUGCGCAUCUCAACACCAGCGUCGCUCCUUGAGGGCUCAAGGGAUUUCCCAAUCCAUAAUUGAUGCGAUUUUGGCUAUUAGCCUUGAUGACAUACCAAGCAAUCUUGCCGCAGCCACCCUUUUCUUUGUGCUAACUGCUGAUGUAAGUGACUUGCAGGGUCAAGACGAGCACUUUAUGGAGUCACCCAAGUGCAUCAAGUUUCUGAUAAAGCUGUUGAAACCUGUGAUUGUCACUAGCACCGAAGGGAAGCCACGCAAUAUAGGAUUUAAGCUCUUAUCAUUACUUAAGGAUGUUGAUGCAGCACGGGAUCCAGUGAAAAUGAAUGAUCCAAGCUCCAGUGAUAUACUUUCAAGAGUUCAGGAACUUCUUGUUAAUUGCAAAGAAAUGAAAUUGAAUGAUAGCUAUAAAACUGAAACAACGAGGCCUGAGCUAAGUACGAAAUGGGUAGCUUUGUUGGCCAUGGAGAGGGCGUGCUUAUCCAAAAUUUCUUUUGAUGAUACUUCUGGUUCUGUGAAGAAGACUGGAGGGAAUUUCAAGGAGAAACUGCGAGAACUAGGAGGACUUGAUGCAGUCCUUGAGGUUGUUAUGGAUUGUCACGCUGUUAUGCAGCGUUGGGUGGAAUACGAUGCACUUUCCGUCCAGGAAAAGAAAGAUAAUCUGCAUAAACAGAGUUUAAUGUUGCUUCUGAAGUGUCUGAAACUCAUGGAGAAUGCUACAUUCCUCAGCACAGAAAACCAGAAUCAUUUGCUCGGAUUUAAGAAAUGUUUGGGUUCUCAUGAUUCCCGAAUGUCUUUCACAGAGCUCACGAUAAGUGUCAUCAAGAUGCUUUCAGGUCUUUACCUUCGUGGAGGUUUUCCAAGUCCUAACACGAACAAUGUGAAUUCUCACUAUUCAAAUGGUGGUAAUCGUGAUUCUAUUUUGGAAGCAGAUCGGAAAGUUACCAAUGAGGUUGUGACAAUCAGUUCAGAUACAUGCUCGACCUUUGGCUCUAUCUCCACGAGGAAUGGGAGUGUAUCCCAAAGAAGUCAAUCAAUAAUCCAUUUAGAUUUCUCGCCAACAUCAAUGUCGGGUUCUCAAUCAAGUGUGUCGGGGAAUGAGCCUACUACGUCAAAAACAAGAGUCGGUUCCACCAUCUCUGGUUCAUUUGCAGGGAGAUUAGCGUCAUUGGGUAAUGGCAUUGCCAGAAGUACUUCAAGGACUAGUCAAGCUGGAGAACCAAUCUGUAAAAGAAUUGGAGAGUUUGCAUCCCCCGAUGAAAGCGAAGAUCCUUUUGCGUUUGAUUUGGAAGAUGCUAAACCUUCCAAGUGGGCAGUAGUGUCCGUAAACCAAAAGAAGUCUAGAGCUCAAAAGAAGAAAGGAUGCUACAAACAAAGUAAAGAUGAAAGUUUGUAUCAGCUGUUCUCAAGCCAAGAAGAAUCGUCAAACCAUAGGUUGAAUUCCCAAGAAGAAUCAAGUAACAGAGACUGCAGUACAUCGCUCCAACCAUCUUCUUGUACAAAUGACAUAGAUGAAGAAUGUCUCUGUCUUUUAUCUGAUUGCCUUCUAACAGCCGUAAAGGUUUUGAUGAACUUAACAAAUGACAACGCUGUCGGAUGUCGACAAGUUGGUGGGUGUAGAGGGCUGGAAAGCAUGGCUGAGUUAAUUGCCAGACACUUUCCAUCUUUCACCAAAUCUCCGCUUUUCAGUGAGAUGGAAAAGACAGGAUCGUCCCAUCAGAAGAAAGACAAACAUCUUACAGAUCAGGAGUUAGAUUUUCUUGUUGCCAUCUUGGGCUUGCUGGUAAAUUUGGUUGAGAAAGACGGAGUGAACAGAUCACGGCUUGCUUCAGCGAGUGUUCCUAUUACAAAACCAGAAGGGUUGCAAGAGAGUGAACAGGAAAUGAUUCCUUUACUCUGUUCAAUCUUUCUCACCAAUCAAGGAUCAGCAGAGACCAAAGAAGAGACAACUACUUUCACCUUAGAUGAUGAGGAAGCUGUUUUAGAAGGCGAAAAAGAGGCGGAAAAGAUGAUUGUGGAAGCAUACUCUGCUCUACUACUCGCCUUUCUUUCAACUGAAAGUAUAAGUAUACGCAACUCCAUCAAGGACUAUCUCCCGAAACGCAAUCUGGCAAUUCUUGUUCCGGUUUUGGAAAGAUUUGUGGCUUUUCACAUGACUCUGAACAUGAUCCCUCCGGAGACACAUAAAGCAGUGAUGGAAGUGAUUAAAUCAUGCAAAUUACCGUAAACAGGGAUCGGAAAAGGGCAAUUAAUUCUUCAUUCUCCAUUUUCUCUGUACAGCUUCUGCAAAAAAAAAAAAAAAAAAAAAAAAGAACUUGGAAUGCUUUGGGGUGAGAUCACUAACUCUGGUGAUCACAUCGAUGAUGUAUGAUAUAAGGCUACAAUUAGUGCGUUAGUUCUCUCUUUUAGAGUUUUACUGUUUGUCUCGGCUUAGGUUUUGUUUAGUUGUCUUUUACAGUUUUACUCAUACACUCCAUUCUUUUUGUAGUUUUCUUGACUAAUCCCAUAUAUACAAGUUUGCUCAACCACUUUUUCUUA